CAACUCACUUCCUCUCCUCUCAUCUCUUGCCGGCCGCCACUGCUAACCCUAGACCCCAAAGAUUCCUCUUUUUCCCCUCGGAUUCCAUCGUCGACCGACCCGGCCGGCGGCCAUGAGCGCCGUCGUCAGCCCGCCUGUCCUCCCCGACCCCCGCGGCGCCCCGAGCUGGGUCCUCCUCGACACCGCGGGAUACAUCGCCAAACGCGGCAACGCCACCUUCGCCAAGACCUUGGGGAGCAACGGCCAGCCCAUCGGGGUCACCUUCUGCACCGCCGCUCCGCCUCACGUCUCCCACUUCUGCGUCCACUGCCCCGGCCUCGCGCCCGCCGACUUCCUCGAGGAUCCCAAGGUGAUCGCCGCCGAGGCCGACCUCGUCCUCUUCCGCCUCUGCGUCGACCCCCUGGCCGUCGCCGGCGAGCGCCUCUUCGACUACUUCCUCUACACGGCGCACCCUCGCCGCCCCUCGCUCCAGCUUCUCCCGCACCCCUACCCCUACCUCUUCUACGACUGCGAGGCCGCCCUCCUGCGCUGCGGUGAGGAUGAGUACGCCAUCGCCGCUCUCAGGAACAUCGAUGACUACUUCACCGACGAGCCGCAGAUGUCCUUCAACCUUUACCUCUACCGCUCGUCCAGGCCCGGCGAGGGGUGGACCGCCAGGGUGGUGUCGGUGGAGGAGCCACUCAGGGACACGGUCUGCCCGGUGGAGGAGCCCAAGCGGUUCCAUGAGACGACCAAGGCGAUCACGCUUGGAGGCGGCGCCGUUGGCUGGGUUGAUCUCUGGCGUGGCAUCCUCGUCUGCAACGUGUUCGAUGAAAAGCCUGUGCUCCGGGACGUGCCGCUGCCGCUGCCGGCAAGGGGUAACUGGGAAAUCUACCACAGAUGUGGCCCUUACUUUGCUCGGGACAUCGCGGUCAGCCCGCAGAAAGACGUCAUCAAGUAUGUCGAGGUUGAAAUUUGCCUGCCAAGGAAGCCGACUACUACAAAGACGACUGAAACCUGCCACCCCCCGGAGCCGGAGUCCUACCUGGAAUGGUUCCGCCAACAGCAACACGAAGAUGAGGACGACGACGAUGAUGAUGAAGACGUUGGUGGCUGGAAGGCCACAACAUGGAGCUUGCCUGUCCCUAUUGCUUCAUGGGAGAACUGGCACUUUGACUACACCGUCGAUGUCGAUGACGUUACUGUCAACCCAUUGCAUUGUAAUCUGCUUCCAAGGCAGCUGCAGCCCACAGAGGCACAAGCAUUGCUGCCAGGACUCAUCACUGCUUUCCCCAUCAUGAGUAUGGAUGACGAUCUUGUCUACCUCUUGUCCAAGGCCAGCCCCAAAGACCAGAUGCAAGUUGUGAUUGCUGUUGACGUGAGGAGGAAGAUGCUGCUGGGAGUGGCCAAGCUUGUUACUGGAAAAGACUUCACUUUUAUGCGCACUUGCACCAGUGAGAUCUCAAAAUAUAUCAACAAUAAAUCUUCAGGGGAUGUUUCCAAAGCAUCGGCCAGUUUAUCUGCUGCAAGCAGAGGGGUAGCGGAUAAACAAACUGAAGGUCUCAUGCAGAAAUUUACCAGUAGACAGUGUCCUGGAGAAAAUUCAAAGGAACGUCAAAAGCUUUUUGAAUAUCUACGCAGUAGAAGAUCGUAAACAGCUAACUGCUGCUACUAGUUUUAUGCAAUGAAUGAGCUGCUUUGCUACCUGUGUUAUAAUAUGUGAUGAAGAAGUGUUGUGCUAAGUCAAUUUGCUAUUGCUGGGACAUCGCAUUUCUGAUAUUAUUAGAAGGAAUUGACAUUUUCCCUUUUUCUUUACCAAGAGCAUUUCCUCUUUAUAUACUCCUCUACUUAAAGCCGGCUACUACAGAGCUAGCUUUAAUG
Molecule: messenger RNA, 1860 nt
Organism: Triticum urartu
Lineage: Eukaryota; Viridiplantae; Streptophyta; Magnoliopsida; Poales; Poaceae
Source: RefSeq, a predicted model, not a curated record